AUGUCCGGUGUACUACGAAGCGUGAAGAAUGUUACCAAAGGAUACUCCUCCGUGCAGGUGAAGGUGCGAAAUGCCACCAGUAACGAUCCAUGGGGGCCUACCGGCACAGAUAUGGCAGACAUUGCCCGAAUCACAUACAACAGCUCGACCGACUUCUACGAGGUAAUGGACAUGCUCGACAAACGACUCAAUGACAAAGGAAAGAACUGGAGGCAUGUGUUGAAGAGUUUGAAAGUGCUGGAUUACUGUCUUCAUGAAGGCUCGGAAUUGGUCGUGACAUGGGCGCGGAAGAAUAUCUACAUCAUCAAGACACUGCGCGAGUUCAUCCACAUUGACGAAGACGGCCGGGAUGUCGGAGCGAGCAUCCGCGCAUCCGCCAAAGAGCUGACUUCUCUAAUCCUGGACGAAGAGCGACUGCGUUCUGAAAGACAAAAUCGCGGUUCCUGGAAGUCGCGUGUUACGGGAUUGGAAGACUUUGGACUUGGCGGAGAACCAACACCGCACCAGCGAAGGCAGCAGCGUCAACGACCGCCGAAUGACGAUGACGAUCUCGAAUAUAAACUUGCGCUUGAGGCCUCGAAGCACCAAGCGGAGGAAGAUGCUGCGAGAAGAGGAAAGGGCCAGCCAGUGGAUACUGAUGAUGAUUUGGCAAAGGCAUUGAAGCUGAGCAAAGAAGAGGAAGAAUUGAGGCAGCGUCAAUUGGCGGAUGCGCAGCAAGAAGAUCUGCUGUUUGACGAUACUCCAGGCCAAGCGCCACAGCCAACCGGUUUCAACCAAGGCUACCAGCAACAGGCUGCUGUGGACUGGUUUGGUAACCCCAUCCAGCAACCUCAGCAGACUGGAUAUUUGAACAAUGCUUACAGUCAGCCGACCGGAAUGCAGCCACAGCAGACCGCUUUUCAGAAUGGAUUUGGCUAUCAACAACCACAGCAGACUGGUUGGGAACAGAUGCAGCAACCACAACAGCAAUUCAUUCAGCCACAAACCACAUACAAUCCAUGGGCGAACCAGAUGAAUGGCUUUGGCCAACAACAACAGCAGCAGCCGGUGCAAGAGCAACCCACUGCUCAGCCUGGAUCGAACAACCCAUGGGCAUCGAACAAUGCGACUCAGUCGCCCAUCGGUGUUCAGCCAACAGGAUCGAACAACCCAUUUGCGUCCCAAGCCCCGCAACGUCAAACAUCCUCGCCUUUUAGACAACCGACUCUUGACACGCUACGCGAACAGCAAGCGACGCAGCAAUUUCAGUCACGACCGAACCCGAUCCAAAACUUCACAGCGCCACAGCCUACCGCCUCCCCGAUCCAGCCACAACAAACGCAACGACCACCCCAAGACCCGUACCAGGCCAAGCUUAACUCGCUGCUGGCUACUGGCGAUGGGCAGGACACAUUCGGAAAUGUUGGCGAUCUGCGUAUUCCUUCCCAGCACACUGCACCUGGCACUUUCGUAAACAGCGCUGGUGCAGGAUCAAUGGGCAGACUGGAGGCUGCGAAGACCGGCAACAACCCAUUCUUCAGCCAGGCGCCACAACAGCAAUUCCCAGCACAGACUGGUCCUGCGGGUGGCUUUGGCGGCAAUAACCCAUUUGGAGCGAGACCGCCGCAGCAGAACCCGAACCAAGGCAGUUUGAUCGAUUUUUAA
Messenger RNA from Pseudocercospora fijiensis CIRAD86, 1644 nucleotides. RefSeq lists its product as uncharacterized. Gene Ontology annotation, cellular component: clathrin vesicle coat; endosome; plasma membrane. Gene Ontology annotation, molecular function: clathrin binding; phospholipid binding. The coding region runs from base 1 to 1644 and encodes 547 amino acids. The transcript is spliced from 4 exons. Gene Ontology annotation, biological process: endocytosis; actin filament organization. The record is from RefSeq and is a predicted model, not a curated record. NCBI's taxonomy places the organism in Eukaryota, Fungi, Ascomycota, Dothideomycetes, Mycosphaerellales, Mycosphaerellaceae.